This is a messenger RNA of Ctenocephalides felis (cat flea), 765 nucleotides long. RefSeq lists its product as uncharacterized. NCBI's taxonomy places the organism in Eukaryota, Metazoa, Arthropoda, Insecta, Siphonaptera, Pulicidae. The transcript is spliced from 5 exons. The record is from RefSeq and is a predicted model, not a curated record. The coding region runs from base 44 to 619 and encodes 191 amino acids.
CAAGUUCUUACGAAUAUCCUACAGAAAGUUCAAAAGCGCAAAAAUGAGUUGUCACGUACCUGGAUGCACAAGCACCAGGAAAAAAGUGAUUUUACAUGGUUUUCCAACAAGGAAUGACAAAAUGUACGAAAUUUGGGUUGAACGCACUAAUAAUCCGAAACUGGAUGGUAUAGAGUUCGAAAAAAUGCACAGGACUCGAUAUAUUUGCGACAUGCAUUUUGCUGAUUGUUGCAAAGUACAACUAACAAAGACAAAAAAGUCAAAUCUUAAAGUUAAUGCACUGCCAACUAUAAAUAUGCCUGGAUUUGAUGGAGACCCUCUCGAUGAAAAAAAUUGUCUUUUGGAUAAAGCAACAUUCCAACUUGGUAGGAAUUUGAUACGAAGGAGAAAUAACAUUGUCUAUUAUCAAAUACCAGGAGAACAUACUACGAACAAAUAUGAUAACAUAUUCACUCAAAGAGAAUGUUAUUCUCCAGAAAUUUCAUCUCACAAUAACAUUCAUUUUGCACAUUGCAAUGAGGUUGAUAUGAAUCAAGAAGUUGAUAUUAAACAAGAAGUUGAUAUUGAGCAAGAAGUUUAUGUUAAACAAGAAUUCGAUAUACAAGAAGUUGAUGUGUAACUAGAAGUUAUGUCUAAUUCAAAGGCAACACUGGAACAUGUCAUGCACAUCAAACAGUUGAUAGUUACAUGAACAGUCAGCAUAAGUAUUUUGAGACACCUUUGGGAAAGUCAGAAGAAAAAUUCUUUAUACUAGGAGGUCACUUC